Molecule: messenger RNA, 519 nt
Organism: Helicoverpa armigera (cotton bollworm)
Lineage: Eukaryota; Metazoa; Arthropoda; Insecta; Lepidoptera; Noctuidae
Product: histidine-rich glycoprotein-like
Exons: 4
Coding region: 1-519 (172 amino acids)
Cellular component (GO): extracellular matrix
Source: RefSeq, a predicted model, not a curated record
AUGGUGUUCAAGGUGCUGUGUGUCCUCACCCUUCUGGCUGUAGUCGCAAACUCGAAGACUGUCCACGAGCAUGCAUUUUCAUCACAACAUAUAUCCCGACACGAUGGUCCCGCCCAAAAGGUUUACAUCCAUGAGCAUGUCGAAGAGAAACAUGAGAAAAAGCACGAAGCACCAAAGCAUGAACAUCAUAAGAAAGAGGAACAUCAUAAGAAAGAAGAACAUCACAAGAAGGAAGAACCGAAGAAGGAAGAGCAUAAAAAAGAGACUCAUCAUCACAAACAUGUCGACUAUUAUGCUCAUCCCAAAUACAAGUUCGAGUACAAAGUAGAGGACCACCACACUGGUGACAAGAAGUCACUCCAUGAGCAUCGUGAUGGAGACUCCGUGAAGGGCUACUAUGAGCUGCACGAACCUGAUGGCUCUGUUAGACAUGUUGAGUACCACGCCGAUAAGCAUAGUGGUUUCCACGCAUCGGUGAAACAUAGCACCCACCACAUAGUGCCGAAGAAGCAUCAUUGA